ACUUCUCGUGAGAACUGUCAUGGCGAUCAUCAGAUACUUCCGCCUUUUCUCCAAGAAAACGAUUUGUGGGUUUUGUGGAUUAUUUGCCGUCUUAAUGAUUCUUAUAAAACUCAAAGGUUUUACAAUGAAAGAAAACAUGAUAAGUAAUGAUUAUCUGUUCACAGGAGGAACUGCCAAGCUUGAAAAGAUCAGUAAAGUGAAAGAUGUCAGAAAUCGCUCAACAUCAAGGGAAAUAACUCUAUCAGAAAACAAUAACAUUGUGAUAAUAUUAAAAAAUACGAACACCAAUCCAAAUUUACAAAGUAGAUUUGAGAUUCUUAUACAGUCAAUGAGCAGGAAAUCUUCAAUUCCACUUUGUUUUCACAUAAUAUGUGAUGUUGAUGGAAAAACAGGGGCAAACUCCACAAUCAGACGAUAUGCACCAAAGGGAACAAAGAUUAUAUUUCAUGAUGUUUUUGAUGUGACUCGAAAGGUUGGAGAACAGAUUACUCAAAUGCAGAACUUCUUCAGUCACAGUGCUAAAGGAUAUUAUGGAGAUCCACUGUUUUUCCUUUCAAUUGUGUUGCACAGAGUUAUUCCCCUUGACAAAGUUAUAAUGCUUGAUGUAGAUCUGAAAUUUGAUGAGGAUAUAAAAGAUUUGUUUGAAAUAUUUAGUGAAUUUUCAGAAGGAAAUAUCAUAGGUAUAGCCAGAGAAAAUCAACCAGUUUACAGACAUUUAUUUCAUCAAUACAGAGGGAAAAACCCAUCCACUAGAGUGGGAGCACCUCCUCCUAAUGGAUUGACAGGAUUCAACAGUGGUGUAUUAUUAUUAAACCUAGAGAAAAUGAGAGAAUCUAAUGCAUAUAACUCACUGAUAGACUCACCCAAAACUUUGGAAAGAUUAACACAGAAAUAUUUAUUUAAGGGACAUCUAGGAGAUCAAGACUUUUACACUCUUGUUUCUCUGGAAGAUGAGGCGCUGUUUUACAUUUUACCAUGUUCAUGGAAUCGCCAGCUCUGUGUGUGGUGGAGAGACAAUGGGUAUUCCCAGGUUUUUGAUCAGUAUUAUACUUGCUCUGAGAAAGUCAAAAUAUAUCAUGGCAACUGUAACAGCAAAAUCCCUACUUUAUCAUGGGAAAAUGAAAUCUAGUAGUAAAAAAAACACAGAGAGAUAGAGAGGAAAGAGAGUAAUAAAAAUUUUUGCAAAAUUUGAAAUAAAUAUAAUGUUCACAAAUUCAUCCAUUUUGCAGUCAAAUGGUUUUGCCAAUGUAUGGAAAGAAUGUAUCAUUUAAGGGAGAAAGUGUCAACUUCUCACUCAUUGGAUUUUUCUGAAAUUAUAUCACUUUGAUAACAGAUGAAGAUAAUAAAUUAAAUCAUAUUUA
This is a messenger RNA of Saccostrea echinata, 1361 nucleotides long. RefSeq names its product xyloside xylosyltransferase 1-like. NCBI's taxonomy places the organism in Eukaryota, Metazoa, Mollusca, Bivalvia, Ostreida, Ostreidae. The transcript has 2 exons. The record is from RefSeq and is a predicted model, not a curated record. Bases 20 to 1129 code for a protein of 369 amino acids. Gene Ontology annotation, molecular function: UDP-xylosyltransferase activity.